ACCCACAGGCCCCAGACUCUCCCAGGGCUCGGAGACGCUGAAGAGAGGCGCAGGGGCCCCGGAGCAGAGAGAAGUCAGUACAAAAUAGCUCAGAGCCUCUGGCCAACCAGAGCUGGCUUGACUCAGAUCCACCUUCUCCCAGGUGAUUGGCCCCGAGGGGGUUCCCAGCCCCCACCCCAUCCUGGGGCCAGCCUCCUCCAGCAGGCACCGCCCCCAAAGGAGUCCCCCUCAGGGCAGUUCAUCCUUCCUGGCUUCUGUGGGUGUGGUUUCUGAUAGAUUGCCUGGAGCUGCCUUGUCCCAGUCGCCAGGAACUGGUCAUUUCUGCCCUGGCUCCGAGCUAGAGACUUCUUCCUGGCAGGCUCUCCCCACGGCUUCUCGACAUGGUCCUCAAGGAGAGGCUUGGGACUUGGAAGAGACUCUUCUGGCGGCUGAUCCUAUUUGCACUUGGCCUCUUAGGGCUGUACCUGUAUGGGCUCCCUGUAGUCAGGCAUCUGGAAGUCCUCAUCCCCAUGGGUGUCUGUCCUUCCGCCAGAAUGGCCCUGCUGAGGGACAACUUCACGGGUCUCUUGCAUCCCUGGGCCCGGCCUGAAGUCCCGACCUGUACUUCCUGGGGGGCCCCCAUUCUUUGGGAUGGCACCUUCGACCCAGCUGUGGCCCAGCAAGAGGCUCUACAGCAGAACCUCACCAUUGGUCUGACUGUCUUUGCUGUAGGCAGGUACCUGGAGAAGUACCUGGCGCGCUUCCUGGAGACGGCCGAGCGGCACUUCAUGGUGGGCCAGCGCGUGGUGUACUACGUGUUCACCGAGCGCCCGGGCGCCGUGCCCCGCGUGGCGCUGGCCCCGGGCCGCCAGCUGCGCGUGGAGCGCGUGGCCCGCGAGCCGCGCUGGCAGGACGUGUCCAUGCAGCGCAUGCGCACGCUGCGCGAGGCGCUGGACGGGCGGCUGGGCCGCGAGGCGCGCUUCGUGCUCUGCAUGGACGUGGACCAGUACUUCCGCGGCGCCUUCGGGCCCGAGGCGCUGGCCGAGUCGGUGGCGCAGCUGCACUCCUGGCACUACCACUGGCCGCGGUGGCUGCUGCCCUACGAGCGCGACGCGCGCUCGGCCGCCGCUCUGGCGCGGGGCGAGGGCGACUUCUACUACCACGCGGCCGUGUUCGGGGGCAGCGUGGCGGCGCUGCGCGGGCUGACGGCGCAGUGCGCGCGGGGCCUGCGGCGGGACCGCGAGCGCGGCCUGGAGGCGCGCUGGCACGACGAGAGCCACCUCAACAAGUUCUUCUGGCUGCACAAGCCCGCCAAGGUGCUGUCGCCCGAGUUCUGCUGGAGCCCCGACGUCGGCUCGCGGGCCGAGAUCCGCCGGCCGCGCCUGCUCUGGGCGCCCAAGGAGUACGCCCUGGUGCGCGACGAGGCGCCCCCGCCGGGCCGGGAAGGGGCCCCCUGAAGCCCUGGGGGCGCCUGGAGGGCAGCCGGAGCUGGGACCGAAGCGGCCCCGCCCGCUCCGCCGCGUGCCCGGCGGUGGGAUCGCAGCGGUGGGAGGAGGAGGCCCGGGCCUUUGGGGAGCUUGCUGUUCUACGGGAGGGGAAGGGGCCUGUCCCCCACUUUUCAACAGCGACCGACGAAGCUCCGAGGACCGGCAGCGCCUCGCAAGCCGCCCCUCGCCUCUGACCUUACCGGAUUCGGCCGUGCCUCCUCCGGCAGAGCGGUUUUAGCCCCUCCCUCCCCCUUUCUGAUAAGGAGACUGUAGCCCGAAAAGGGAGCAUAACUGCCUGCGGCACAGAGAGGCUGUAAGUCAGUCAGUCCGUCUGGGCGGCAGCUGGAGAGCCAAGACUGACCCUCACUCCAGAGAGUAGCUUCUGGGUGAACAGGAGAAAGCUGCUGUCACAGAAGAAACAUGGUGACAUUUGAGUCCUUGGCUUGGCCCUUCCCCCAUCCCCCCUAAGC
Messenger RNA from Hyaena hyaena (striped hyena), 1936 nucleotides. It is a transcript of the gene A3GALT2, whose product is annotated as alpha 1,3-galactosyltransferase 2. The record is from RefSeq and is a predicted model, not a curated record. NCBI's taxonomy places the organism in Eukaryota, Metazoa, Chordata, Mammalia, Carnivora, Hyaenidae. The transcript is spliced from 5 exons. Gene Ontology annotation, cellular component: Golgi apparatus; vesicle; membrane. Gene Ontology annotation, molecular function: hexosyltransferase activity. The coding region runs from base 381 to 1436 and encodes 351 amino acids. Gene Ontology annotation, biological process: carbohydrate metabolic process.